AUGUCCACGACGCGACGCGUUGUCGGCACUGAUGAUCUGAACCUCGUCGAGGCCAAAGUCACCUGGCAUGCAUACAUGCUGUGUUGCUUCGCCAGCUUUGGAGGAAUCCUCUACGGCUACGACACCGGCUAUAUCUCAGGUCUCCUGGGCAUGAACUAUGUUAAAGAGCAUCUGGGCCACAAGGUCCCAACGUCCGUCGAUCCAAGUGGAUUCAUCAUCCCCAGCUCACGCAAGUCCCUCAUCACCUCGAUCAUGUCUGCCGGUACCUUCUUUGGAGCCAUAUUUGGCGGAGCUAUUGCUGAGCGUAUUGGCCGCCGCCUGACAAUCAUGCUGUGCUGUCUGGUCUUCUCCGCUGGAGUUGCGGUGCAAAUCGGAACUAAUGAUAGUGUCGGCGGGUUGUCAGCGGGUCGCUUUAUUGCAGGCCUUGGAACUGGUGGUGUAUCGUCGACCGUGAUCCUUUACGUAUCCGAGAUUGCCCCUUACCGAGUCCGCGGUAUCCUGGUCUCGUCUUACCAGUGGGCUAUCACUCUUGGCUGGUGGUCUCUUCCUCUGCCCGAGUCUCCCCGUUACUAUGUUCAAUGUGACAAUAUGGAUGGCGCUCUUCGCUCACUGGAACGCGUGCGUGGGCAGCCAGGAUCUGAUCCAGCUAUCCAGGCCGAGCUUGCAGAAAUCAAGGCAAACUACGAAUACGAAAAACAGAUCUCCAGCAAUUCCUGGUUUGAUUGUUUCAAGGGAGGAAUGUCGCCUUACGGAAAUCUUCGCCGUGUGCUUGUCGGCGUUUGCUUGCAAAUGUUUCAGCAAUGGACGGGCAUUAACUUUAUCUUUUACUACGGCACAACCUUUUUCCAGCAAGUGGGAAUAAAGAAUGCUUUCCUGAUCUCGACAAUCAUGAACAUCGUCAAUGUGUGUAGCACUCCGGUAUCGUUGAUCUCUAUCGAGAGAGUUGGCCGACGAAAGUUACUGCUUUGGGGCGCUGCCUUUAUGUGUGCCUGCGAAUUCAUUGUCGCCGGCGUGGGCACUGGCAAAGAAGGAAGCCAUACCGCAAACAUCUGCCUCAUCGUGUUCACCUGCUUCUACAUCUCGGCCUUCGCCAUGACGUGGGGCCCCUGCGCCUGGGUUGUCAUCGGCGAGAUCUACCCCCUCCCGAUUCGCGCGAAAGGUGUUGGUCUGGCGACGGCUUCCAAUUGGCUUUGGAACUGCGUUAUCGCUGUGAUCACUCCAUACAUUGUUGACACUGACAAGGGAAACCUGCGUGCUAAGGUCUUCUUCGUAUGGGGCGGUGCGAUUCUGCUAGCUCUCCUCUUCGUCUUUUUCUUCAUUCCUGAGACCAAAGGCUUGACUUUAGAACAGGUUGAUAGAAUGCUGGAGGAGACGACCCCCAUGACCAGCACAAAGUGGAAGCCGCAUGACACCUUUGCUCAUGAGAUGGGAUUGACCGACAAGCAUGAAACGGCUGCUACCGUCGUCGAACACCAUCAUAAGCCUACCGCAACAUCUGAAACGAUUGGUCCUGUGGUCUAG
This is a messenger RNA of Penicillium chermesinum, 1521 nucleotides long. RefSeq names its product Major facilitator-type transporter ecdD. NCBI's taxonomy places the organism in Eukaryota, Fungi, Ascomycota, Eurotiomycetes, Eurotiales, Aspergillaceae. The record is from RefSeq and is a predicted model, not a curated record. The transcript is spliced from 5 exons. Bases 1 to 1521 code for a protein of 506 amino acids. Gene Ontology annotation, biological process: carbohydrate transport; transmembrane transport. Gene Ontology annotation, cellular component: membrane. Gene Ontology annotation, molecular function: carbohydrate:proton symporter activity.